UCUUCAACGGGCUGCGGGUUUUGUCACAUCCCCUAUGAUGAACUGAACAUGCCGUUUCCAGCUCACCUUACCUUCUGCUACAGCUGCCGCAAGCAGAAAGUCCCUGAUGUUCUUUUCACCUCUAUAGAUCUUCCCAGUGAUGCUCCUGUGGUGGGGAAAGGCUGUCUGAUCCAAGCCAGGUUGUGUCGACUGAAGAAGAAAGCUCAGGCGGAAGCAAAUGCCACGGCAAUCAGCAACCUUCUGCCUUUCAUGGAGUAUGAACUGCACACACAGCUCAUGAACAAACUCAAGCUGAAGGGAAUGAACUCUCUUUUUGGUCUGAGGAUACAAAUAACUGUUGGGGAGACCAUGCUGCUGGGACUGGCAUCUGCUACAGGGGUCUACCUGAGUGCUUUACCAACCCCUGGAGGGAUUCAGAUCGCCGGCAAGACCCCCAAUGAUGGAUCCUACGAGCAACACGUCUCACAUAUGCAGAAAAAGAUCAAUGAAACAAUUGCCAAAAACAAAGAACUUUAUGAAAUUAAUCCUCCGGAAAUAUUGGAUGAGGUAGUCGGAUCGCCAAUCCCAGAACCGCGGCAGCGAACAAGACUCCUGCGGUCACAGUCAGAGAGUUCAGACGAAGUCAUUGAGCUGGAUCUUUCACAUGGGAAGAAGGACGCUUUUGUGCUAGAGAUCGAUGACACAGAUGCAGUGGAAGAUGUACAUUCGCUCCUUACAGAUGUGCCACCCCCGCCAGGAUUUUUUAGCUGCAACACAGAGAUUAUGCCUGGGAUCAACAACUGGACCUCUGAUAUCCAGAUGUUCACAUCAGUUAGGGUUGUCAGAACCAGCAGCAUGAAUCUAACCAAUCAGACCCUGAACAAGAGUUUCAACGAUAUGUGCGAGAAUCUCUUAAAGAGCCUAUAUUUUAAGCUCCGUUCGAUGAUUCCCUGCUGCCUCUGCCAUGUCAAUUUCACAGUUGCAGUCCCUGAGGAUGAGGCAGUACAGGUUGCAGUUACCGCUGUUGCUAUCACAUACGACAAACAAAAUGCGUUACAGGCCCCAAGCAGCAAGCUGGAGAGUGCUCAGACUCGUGUUUCCGCAGACACGGACGAGCAACUGCAGUUUCCUCUAGAGUUAUCAUCGGAUUCCCCUGGACUGCAGCCCUUCUCCCCGUCCAAAGAUCUCCCGGAACGAGGAGGUUCCCCAGCCAAUGCCAUCCAGCGAGUCACUGCCGCUGAUUACAGUUCCUUUGCAGACAGAUGCAGCAGCUGGAUAGAGCACAUAAAAAUGAGGGCUCAGACCAUAAGACGCGGAUCAAUUAAAACAAUCACAUCACUGGACAAGGCCAGUCCUCUGGCUGACGGUCAGCUAAGACACAAGGCUGGUGUUGUUUUUGGAGGCCCAACAGUGACUGUUGUCAAGAUGACCCCAUUGUCCUUUAUACCGGGAGCCAAGAUAACUAAAUACCUAGGAAUUAUCAACAUGUUUUUCAUAAGAGAGACCACAUCUUUGCGGGAGGAAGGCGGAGUUAGCGGAUUCCUCCAUGCUUUUAUCUGUGAAGUAUUCGCCAUGGUCCGUGCACAUGUAGCAGCUCUAGGAGGUAACGCUGUUGUGUCGUACAUCAUGAAACAAUGUGUGUUCAUGGAGAAUGCAAAUAAGAACCAGGCACAGUGUCUCAUCAAUGUCAGUGGUGAUGCUGUUAUCUUUACAAGAGAAUCAGAGUCAGACGGAGCACCAACUCCUUCACAGCAGUGUAUGACAAGCUCUACAAACCAAACAGCAUUGAUGGGCAGAGAUGGGACAUGA
Staurois parvus is the source of this 1788-nucleotide messenger RNA. NCBI's taxonomy places the organism in Eukaryota, Metazoa, Chordata, Amphibia, Anura, Ranidae. The record is from the annotation of a GenBank genome assembly.